AUGUCGCACAAGAACGGAACUAGUGACAGAAUUAAAGCUCUAUCAUUAUUCAUCGCACAGAAUGCUACCCAAGUUUCCGAGCUUCAGUUGGGUUCAAAGCCUGAUCUAACGAGCGGCGAACUGGAAAAAAUGACACAAGCUGUUUCUGAUGCGUGUCGAGAGCUGGAAGCUCUUCUGACUGAGCCUCAUGAGUGGCUAGCGCAGGUUGCAUGGGGUUACAUGGAUUCUGUGGCUCUCUCUAUAGUCUUGGAGAUGAAUAUCCACCGCCACAUUCAAGCGGGAGACAGCCAAACCUCGCUCGCUCAAUUGGCAGAUAUUACAGGUGGUUCAAUUGAUCUGAUCAAAAGGAUAAUGCGGCAAUGUGUGAAACGAUCGAUCUUCGAAGAAGUCGAGCCAGAACUAUACCGCCACAACAACCGCUCGAUGUGUCUUCUCCAUCAUGAGUUUGCUUCCCUGAUGCAUUAUCUGGUCGACGAUGGGCUUCUGUGUGGGGCUCACUUAGCGCAGAGCACUUUGGAGAACAACCUACAGAUCCCAAGUGAUCGGCGCCUUUCGGCGUUUCAACUUGCAUUCCAAACUGAUAAAACACUGUACGAUUACUACCACACCGUUGAUCAGAAACGGGGACGUCGUUUCGCCGAUGCGAUGGCAGGACAUUACAACACACCCCUUGAUGAACCAAUUGAAACUAUCUUCCCAUUCAGCACUUUGAACCGCAAUUCGUUAGUUGUUGAUGUUGGGGGCGGAAAUGGACAACACUCGUUGCGACUGGCCGCCAAGUUCCCUGGCAUGCGUUUUGUUGUGCAAGACCACACAAGUGUGAUUCAGAGCGCCCAAGGUACCGUCCCUGCAGCCAUAGCGGGAAGAAUACAAUGGCAGCUACAAGAUAUGUACUCUCCUCAGCAAGUGAAAGGGGCAGAUAUCUACCUUCUCAGCCAUGUCUUGAUGGACAACACAAACGAUGACUGCGCCACUGUAAUAAGGCAUAUAACGAAAGCUAUGAAACCGGGGAUCUCGAAAAUCCUUGUCCAUGAUUUCGUGAAUCCUGCAAAGGGCGAAUACGCAUCGCCAUUCUUGAAUCUACUAGAUCUUCACAUGGUUGCAAGCUUGAAUACAUUCUCUCGUUCGUACCGGGAAUGGUUACAGAUGUUCCAUAGUGCCGAUCCUCAGCUGUCCCUCCAAAGAUUCUGCGCCGGUCCAAAAAAUUCGGCAGUUUUUGAGUUCCUCCUAAAUUUUAGGUCUCAUACCGAUUGA
This is a messenger RNA of Penicillium subrubescens, 1254 nucleotides long. RefSeq lists its product as uncharacterized. The coding region runs from base 1 to 1254 and encodes 417 amino acids. Gene Ontology annotation, molecular function: O-methyltransferase activity. The transcript has 5 exons. NCBI's taxonomy places the organism in Eukaryota, Fungi, Ascomycota, Eurotiomycetes, Eurotiales, Aspergillaceae. The record is from RefSeq and is a predicted model, not a curated record.